This is a messenger RNA of Cladocopium goreaui, 1926 nucleotides long. NCBI's taxonomy places the organism in Eukaryota, Dinophyceae, Suessiales, Symbiodiniaceae. The record is from the annotation of a GenBank genome assembly.
AUGGGUCCGCCGCAGAUCCUGGAUGAUCCGUUUGAUGAUCCUGAAGGGCACGGGAGCAUAGUGACAUGGAGUAAAGACAUGGAGGACCUGGAGGACCUGGAGGACCUGUUUUCUUUGUUAGCUGAGUUGAUCCCAGCCAAGUCCCCCGAGGUGGUCCAAGAUGAGGUGCUGAAAACCAUCGAGAAUGAAGAAGACGAAUCCGAGUUACAGGAGCGCAUGGCGAAGACGUUGGCAAAAAGCCAGGCCACGAGUUUGGAGCUCCUUCACGACUUGCCGGAUGCCGACAUUGCGCCACCAGACACUGACCUCUUCGUGGCCAAGCUAAAUCCUGUCACGCAGGAUGGAGACUUGGAACUGAUCUUCUCACGUUUCGGGCCGAUCAAGAGCUGCGAGAUCGUGAGGGAUUGGAAGACGGGUGACUCUUUGCAGUAUGCCUUCAUCAUCUAUGAGAAUCCUCGAGAUUGCGAGCAGGCCUACUUCAAGAUGCAUGACUGUGUCAUUGAUGACAGGCGCAUUUUCGUGAACUUCUCUCAGUCCGUGGCAAAACUGUGGAACAAGUGGCGAACAGGGAGUCGCAUGUCCAAGGAAGAUGUGAAGGGUGGUGCUGAAACGAAGGGAGGAGGGCGUGGAAAAGGAAAAGGCAAAGGAAAAGGCAAGGAUCAGGCACCUUUGCUGUCCGCGGCUGAGGGCCCCAAAGCUGGCGGGAAGAAGCCAGGAGCCUUUGAGUACGGCCAGAAGGAAGAUAGGGAAGGCCGAGACCGCCGCAAUGGUCGUGAUGGCCGCGAUGGUCGCGAUGGUCGCGAUGGUCGCGAUGGUCGCGAUGGCCGCGAUGGUCGCAGUCGCAGGGACGAGGAACGAGAUCGUGACAGGCAUAGGCAGCAAUGGGGAAGCACGGAGAUCACGCAGCCGGGACGAGCGGCGACGGCGUUGAAAAACGAGCAUGUGAAGCCGUUGGGCGCCGCUCGGGAAUUCCACAAACUGCACCUGCAGGCAGGUAUCACUGUCCGUGUCCCGCAGACCAGGCUGCCAACUGGCCGCACAGUGCCGAAGCCUCCCAAUUUGCCAGAUGUAGCGGGAAUGCCUGCAGAUGCCCGUCCCAGCAUGUUCAAGAGCCGUCCAUCUACUGCGAUUUGGCAAGGUGCCAGCCCCGAGGUGACGCAAUACCGAGUUUGGGAGGAUCCAAAUAGGCCCAAGACGGCCCCUGCAGAAGCUGAAGCUCCUGAGAGUCGUUCCAGUCACUGCAGCCAUGAUGAGGAGACCCACACAUUGGUCAACUUUCUGCGUCCUCCUUCCUUUGACUCACAGAUCCCAGGAGCCGUCCCGGAGGCAUCAGAAGUGCAAGGAAUGCUGCGACCUGAGAGGAUCUGUGGAACAGCAUUUCCGCACAACACAACCCAAGAAGCCGUGCAAUGUUUUUGUUUCAUGUCUGGACAAUGCGAAUCUCCGUGCAAAUGUUUCCAGGGCUGCGCAUCAGAUGUUGUUGUCCGACACAGGUGGACGGCGACUUUCAAAAAUGUGAAUGACGCCACCUCUUGCGGCAACCAGACGUCCAGAGCUUUGCUGACCAUACCUCGGGAGUACUUUCGGAGCAUCGAUCAUCUCUGGCAAGCCUGUUCUGCUGAAGCCGCCUAUACCAUCGUUGAGGAGGCACUGAUCAAGAGUUUCGAAGAGUUUCAGAAUUGGUCCGUGGGCCCUGUAAGACAGUGCAUCCAUGCACCAUGGCGACAGACGGCUGCCUGGCUAAGUUCAGUGGAUGCACAUCCACACCCUGUGUGGUGCUGGGAUGCUGGAUGGGAUGCCAGGUUCAACCACCGAGUCCUGGUGUGGAGAUAUGGCUACAGCCCAGCAAGCAGCCAGCCUGGCGCGGCAGAUGCUCCAAUGGGUACCGGGCCAGAACGGAGAACGGGGACGUACUUGGAGGUGUAG